AUGAGAAGGAAUUCGGAUAAAAUCAAUAAAAUCUUGCCCCCGGGGGGUAUAAUGGAGCGUAAAAGGAACCACCAACGUACUUUCAAGAGCAUCGCUGGCAAAGAUGAAGCGGUCAGAAAGGACAUCGUUCUGUGCCAAACCGGCGCCAUCCUCGGAGAGACAAGCAACCGUAAUGCAAGCACCAGUAGUAAGGCGAGGAAGUACCCGCCUGUGCCGAUGCACGGACAGAAAUUCAUACAGCCAGGGGUGAAAAGAAGAUAUUCACCGUUCCAUUACCCUGGCCAGUCUUCAGCUGAAUGGGUGGUGGCACGAGCAGAUGACAUCCUCAACUGGGGUAGGAAGAACUCCAUCUGGCCCCUCACUUUCGGGCUCGCCUGCUGUGCACUAGAAAUGAUGCACUAUGCGGCACCAAGAUAUGACAUGGACCGUUUCGGCAUGGUCUUCCGCGGGACUCCCCGUCAGACCGACGUGAUCAUCGUCGCGGGUACAGUGACCAACAAAAUGGCGCCCGUGUUCAGGAAGACCUACGACCUGAUGCCCGAGCCCAGAUGGGUGGUGUCCAUGGGCAGUUGCGCCAAUGGUGGGGGGUAUUACCACUACACGUACUCCACCGUUAGGGGUUGCGACAGAAUUGUGCCGGUGGAUAUAUAUGUGCCUGGCUGUCCACCGACAGCUGAAGCGCUGCUGUACGGAAUGCUGCUGCUGCAGAAGAAGGUGAAGCGAAUGAGGGUCGUCCAGGUGUGGUAUCGUCAUUAA
Molecule: messenger RNA, 756 nt
Organism: Amyelois transitella
Lineage: Eukaryota; Metazoa; Arthropoda; Insecta; Lepidoptera; Pyralidae
Product: NADH-quinone oxidoreductase subunit B 2-like
Exons: 5
Coding region: 1-756 (251 amino acids)
Biological process (GO): mitochondrial respiratory chain complex I assembly; aerobic respiration; electron transport coupled proton transport
Molecular function (GO): 4 iron, 4 sulfur cluster binding; NADH dehydrogenase (ubiquinone) activity; quinone binding
Source: RefSeq, a predicted model, not a curated record